Vanessa atalanta (red admiral) is the source of this 2376-nucleotide messenger RNA. RefSeq names its product vacuolar protein sorting-associated protein VTA1 homolog (gene Vta1). The record is from RefSeq and is a predicted model, not a curated record. The transcript has 4 exons. Bases 177 to 1127 code for a protein of 316 amino acids. Gene Ontology annotation, biological process: late endosome to vacuole transport via multivesicular body sorting pathway. Lineage: Eukaryota; Metazoa; Arthropoda; Insecta; Lepidoptera; Nymphalidae. Gene Ontology annotation, cellular component: multivesicular body.
UGAAAAAUGUAAAUUAAAUGUCAAAGUAUUAAAUAUGAGGAUAAAUAACAAACUGAUUCAUUGAUAAUAUCUAUUUCUUUUUUAAUUUCAAAGACAGCAUAACUUCGUCUUGCGCGUUAAAAUAUCAUCUAUUAUCAUUACUAAAUUACAGUGUCCACCUUUAUAGAUAAGUGAAAAUGUCGGUAAAUAUACCAGAUUGCCCACCUAGUCUGAAGUCGAUUCAGCAUUACUUAAAAACUGCUGCUGAACAUGACUCCAGAGAUCCUGUUGUGGCCUAUUGGUGCAGAUUACAUGCCCUACAAGUUGGGCUUAAAGUUACAGAAAAAAAGACAUCUGAAGAAACAAAAGUUUUAAUGGCAAUAAUGGACUGGUUAGAAGAAGCCAAAAAGAUUUUCAAAGAUAAUGAAGCUAUUUCCAGUGAAGUAGUAGCUCAAGCACAUUUGGAAAACUAUGCUCUGAAAUUGUUCUUAUUUGCUGAUAAACAAGAUCAGGAACAAAACUAUGGAAAGAACAUUGUUAAGGCAUUUUAUACAGCUGGAAUAAUCUAUGAUGUACUUACAACAUUCGGAGACUUGACAGAUGAGGCAACCCAAAAUCGCAAGUAUGCUCGAUGGAAGGCUGCUUAUAUUCACAAUUGUCUCAAAAAUGGAGAGACUCCAGUCCCAGGUCCAAUGCAGUCGGAAAAUCCAGGCCAAGACGACGAGCAAUCUACUAAUGACGUCAGCCAGCCUGGCACCACUAACUCUCAGACAUUUGGUUUUACCAAUAUAACACCAGCUACUCCACCGGUACCGACUGUCCCCACGAGUUUCACCAACAGCCUGCCAGACCCCAAUGCGGCCAUGCAGGCAGCUUCGCAACUGCCGCCGGUCCCGUACACGCCCGAUCCCAACCCGGGAGGGUUUGUCCCGUACGACCCCUCACAGCAGCCUCAGCCCGCACCGUCUAAUACGUUUUACGGCGAUAAUUCCACGAGCGUGGCGCAACUUAGUCCCGAUCAAAUAGCUAAAGCUCAGAAGUAUUGCAAGUGGGCGAGCAGUGCUCUCAAUUACGAUGAUAUUAAAACGGCCAUAAUGAAUUUAAGAAAUGCCCUCGAGUUGCUCCAGACAGGCCGGGAUCCAGCUUAAAAUGCAGCGUACGUAUUUUGUAUAAUGUUCAUGUAAUGCUGAUUAUUGUUACAAAAUUCGUUUAAAGUACUAUGAAGCAGAAAGUUUAUUUAAAUUGUAGCUGCACUUGUGUAAGUAACAGAUAGUGUUAGACGUGUAACAAAAAGUAACACCAUAUUCUUUAUUACGAUUAAUUUUUAAUUAUGGUAUCUGACUAUUUCAACAAACCACAAUUGUUUAUUUCAUUUAGUACAAUUUAUAUAUGGAAUUAAAAUGGCUUGCUUAUAAGAAGCAAUUUUUUUUAUCUUUAAUCCUCUUGUGGUUGGAAUAGACUAUAGACUCUGAGAUGUCACAAUUAAUUCUUGAUUCAAUGACCACUUUUAAAAAGUUAUAAUGCUUUUAUAUUUUUAGAUAUGCCUCUAAACAAUAUUAAUGAUAUUUUUACUCAACUUUUUUAUUUAAAGUUUUGCAAUAAACUUUGUUGAGCUGUGUGAAUGCGAAAUAAAAAAAUAAUGUGUGAUAUUAUUUUACAUAAAUCUCUGAAUUAUAAAUAUUUUAAUUCGAAAAUAUAACUAUGAACAAACACUAUUGCCUCUAUGUAAUGUGCUUGGCUGGUAGAGGUUAGUAAUUAAAAUUUGUCUUAUGAUUUACCAGCUUUAAUUUAUUGUCACUUGGCCAAUGAAUGGUUGAUUAACAUGCAACUGAACGGUCAAUUGACUCACUAAAUUGCACCCAAAUUGUGCUGAUAUUUACACACGCUUGGUGCUGGUGACUACAAUAUAAUGUACAUGUAUUUAGUAUAUAGAUUAACUUAAAGCAUGUUUUGUAUUAUAAAUGCUUCGUUUCUAAUAGAUGCUCCAUGUUUUUUUUUUAUAUUUAUUGUAUUAAGUUAGUUUGGUACGAAAAGAAAAUCUUUCAUCAUUGAAACAUUUAUAAUAUCAAAUUAUAAUAAAAAUUAAAUAAUUUGACUCUCAUUACAUUACUUAAAUAUAUUGUAAUUAAGUUGAUCAUUAUGGAUUACAGUAAUAUUGUUGCUAUCUACAAGUAUUUAAAUCAGGCCGAUUUUAGUGUGUCAAGUCUAAUUUGUACUCUGUUUUGUAUAUUAAAAGUAUUGUAUAGUUAUUAUUUCAAAUGUACGUUAUAAUCAUUGCUGUUUCUUAUUAUAUCCAUAUAAAAUUCUGUUAAAAUAUUAUCAUUUAUUUUAUAGUUUGGUUACAAAGGAUUUAUGUAUUUAGAAGCAAAUAAAACAAUAAAUAUAUUUUAUUACUCA